UGUGGCAAGGGUGUGGAGUUCGAGUCCAAGAUUUGCCCUGCCGAGUUCACCGAGAGGCUCCUGCAGGAUGAAGGCUCUCUCCCUCCUCCUCCUUCCCGCCCUGGGACUGCUGGUGUGUGGCAGGAUGCUGUGUCCCGUGGAUGAAGCCAUCAAUGAGAAGAUCCAGGAUGCUACCAGAGCCCUAAUUCUUCAGGUAAUAAGGAACAUUGGUCUGGACUGCCGAACCAUCAGCAACAGCGGGGACCUGGCCACUUGCCCCAGAGGCUUCGCUGUCACUGGCUGCGCGUGUGGCUCCGCCUGUGGCUCAUGGGACGUGCGCGCCGACACUACAUGCCACUGCCAGUGCAAGGGCAUGGACUGGACCGCCGCGCGCUGCUGUCGCAUGCAGCUCGCCGCCUGAGGUCGCGCGUGCG
Molecule: messenger RNA, 413 nt
Organism: Diceros bicornis minor
Lineage: Eukaryota; Metazoa; Chordata; Mammalia; Perissodactyla; Rhinocerotidae
Gene: RETN
Product: resistin
Exons: 4
Coding region: 68-400 (110 amino acids)
Cellular component (GO): extracellular region
Molecular function (GO): hormone activity
Source: RefSeq, a predicted model, not a curated record